Glycine soja is the source of this 658-nucleotide messenger RNA. RefSeq names its product protein TRANSPARENT TESTA 9-like. The record is from RefSeq and is a predicted model, not a curated record. Gene Ontology annotation, biological process: endosome to lysosome transport; regulation of autophagosome maturation; endosomal transport. The coding region runs from base 339 to 581 and encodes 80 amino acids. Gene Ontology annotation, cellular component: endolysosome membrane; late endosome. Lineage: Eukaryota; Viridiplantae; Streptophyta; Magnoliopsida; Fabales; Fabaceae. The transcript has 4 exons.
UAAAUCCUCUUUCCAGUUCCAUGUUCCAAACUCGGGCAUGGCCAGUGACACUAAUUUUACACUCUUUUCUGUGUUGCAAAAGACGCAUCUCUGCAUGGUUGAUUUAGUCAUAUUUGGAUACUGACUUGUUGAAAGGUUGUUGGGUGGUUACUGCAACUCACUACCAACCAGACAAACCAAAACCCACUGUCAAUUACGCCAUUUUUUUUCUUCUUUUCAUUAUACAAUGCGAAAAACCAACACCGUUUCUUCUUCCACAAGCUCUUCAACCUUCGCAUUCAACAACGACACCUCAUCACUCUCUUCAUUCUCAUUCAUUCCCUCACACCGUCGCCACCAUGUUGCGCUCUCUCUGGCGAUCCAUCGAUCGCUUCUCUUUUCAACACUUCCAAUAUGUAAUCAACGAACUGCAGAAAAUCAAAGUUGUGGACCAGAAUAACAGGGAGCUUGUGGUGGAUUUGUUGCAAUCUGUUGUGGAGAUUGUGACUUAUGGUUAUAGACAAGAUCCUCAAAUUUUUGAGUAUGAAUCUGUGGUGUUUCAUGGAACGACAAGUGCUGGCGGACUUUGUUCGCAUACUUAAGAUUAGUCAAGAUUCGAAAAUUGAGGGGCCACUGCUUCAGUAUUUGAGUAUAAUGAUUCAAAACAUGGAUAGUGAAC